Messenger RNA from Acyrthosiphon pisum (pea aphid), 1023 nucleotides. Its product is annotated as zinc finger MYM-type protein 1-like. The transcript has 2 exons. Bases 1 to 1023 code for a protein of 340 amino acids. NCBI's taxonomy places the organism in Eukaryota, Metazoa, Arthropoda, Insecta, Hemiptera, Aphididae. The record is from RefSeq and is a predicted model, not a curated record.
AUGCGACUAACAGCAGUAGAUUCGCAGUCUAUUUUUGAUUCUCUAAGUUCCAUUGUAGAGAAACAAUUGGGUCUCAGCUGGUUGGAUGUAGUUGCUGUGUGCUUUGAUGGAGCCGCUACUAUGGCGGGAUGCUCAAACGGUGUCCAAUCAAAAUGCAAAGAAAUAAAUUCUAAAAUAUUCUAUGUUCAUUGUCAUGCACAUUGCCUAAACUUAGUAUUGGUAGAUUCUAUUGGCCGAAAGAAUCGAAUAGUUUUUGAUUUCUUUGAAAAAGUAGCCAAAGAAAUAAAUUUAACUCUUAAGACUCUAAAAUCUAUUUCUACAACACGAUGGGCGUGUCGAUUUGAAGCUGUCGCCGCAGUAAAAAAUAAUUAUUUGGCCAUUAUCUCUGCAAUCCAAAAGAUCUGUGACACAACUAAAAUUCCAGAUGUUAGAUCAAAGUCAAGAGGUUUACUAAUGCAAUUACAAACAUUUGAAUUCAUUUUUGCACUAAAUAUGCUACAUCCUCUUUUACUACUCAUUGUCAAAGUUAAUUCAUGUCUCCAAGCUGAGAAUUUAGAUCUAUUAAAUUCUCUAAAUAUGAUCAAAUCACUAAAACUGAGCAUAUCUCAAUUAAGAUCAGAUGAUAACUUAUUUAAAAAAGUUUAUAAUGAGACAGUUGAGUGUUGUACAGAAACUGGAGUGAUCAUUCCUCAAGUAAAAAAAAGAAAAAUCUCUUCAAAAAUUGAUCAAUCAUCGGAAAAUCAAUAUUUUGCAUGUACAAAAGAAGAAGAGAUGAAAGUUACGAGUUUUAAUGUUGUUUUAGAUGACUUGUUAAAUGGUUUGAAUGAUCGUUUUAAUCAGGAAACAUUAAAACUUAUACUUACUGUAACGAAUAUAUUAAAACUUGAGCCAUCUCAAGAAGAUCUAUUGUAUUUGAAUAAUGUAUUUGGAAUCGAUAGUGAGCAAAUUCAAGUUGAAAUUAUGUUACUUAAAAAUAUACCAAAUAUACCAUCUGGAACCAGUUCUAAAACACUUCAUCAAUGA